UCUGCCCUCUGUCCGUCAUCCUCUCGUCCCCGAGCUGAGCCUCAUAACCGCAGGUACGCCUCCGGACCCACACCGCCCUUCUCCCUUCCUGGUCCCCUCUCUUCUUCUUCUUCGUUCCUCGUCUGACCCUUUUCCCCUCAGGCGUUGAACGUCUUUUUCCCUGUUCAACUUCUUGCCACUGCUGUGUCAGUGUAGCGACUCGCCCGGUGCUGCAGCCUCCUCUGUCGCGUCCUCUCUCUGGAAGAGGCUUUUUCAGUCCCCAACGUUCCUUCUUCGCCUGAGUUGACUUGAUACUUCGUUCUCACUACUCACACAACACUCAACACUGUUCCCGUUAGCAGACCCCCAAGAUGUCUAAGCAGUUCAAGAUCAUCAUGGGCUUCUGGUCCUUCGUGGACGUCCUCCUCUUGGCCGCUGCCGUCGCUUCCAUCGUCUUCUCUAUCGUCGAGCGCAAGCCUGACCUGAUGACGAACAUCGCUCUCAGCACGGAGCACCUGAAUGCUGGUUUGAUCAUGGGUGUGGUACUGCUCGCCUCGUGGAUCGUCUCGAUCAUCGCGGUGCUUUCCCCGACGGCGUCGGUAACCGGCUUCGUCCUGCUGAACUGGAUGCUCGUCCUCGACGUCCUUGCUAUUCUCGUCGUCGGCACGUCGCUCUGGUACUUCACCCUCCACAUUGAAGACAACUACCUCGCCGCCUGGCAGUCGCUGUCCAACGCGACGAAGAUCCAGGUGCAAGACAAGUUCUCGUGCUGCGGGUACUUCAUGCCCAAUGACAGCACCGCCGCAAUCGGCGGGUUCUGCGCGAACCAGACGUUCAUCAACUCGCUGUUCAACGCGACGAGCACGACCGAAAAUGCAUGCAUCACGGACCUGACCGGCUUCGGCGAGCCCAUGCUCAACCAGGUGUUCACGACGUACGGAUUCAUGGCGGUUGCAAUCAGCCUGUUCCUCGCGUCGCUCUGUGUCAUCCACACGAGACGCGAGAAGGAACGCUUCCGGAAGAUCGACGCCAAGCGUGGCGGCGGAGGCUUCGUCUAAACCGCGCGGCGUCCUCGAGCGCAAGCGCAAGCGCAGCGCAACGCUGCGAACACGCAAAGCCCGUGCUCGCUUCCCCGCCCGUAUCCACUCCUGACUCUCUCCUCUUCAUCUCUGCUCGUUUCCGCUCUCGUCGACGUCUUCCAGGGCUAAUCAAACUGCAUCCCCAUCGCCUGUACUGGUAUUGGCCGCCCAUCCGUCCGCUCGAAUUGCUCGUGGCUAUCGGUUUCGUUCUGUUUCUGUUGUGUGUUACUAGUAGACUGCCCCCUUUCCCGCUUACAGUACUGCGGCGCCCUGUAUCACCGUCUGCUCUUGCUCCCUUUGGCUCCUUUCUUCCAUACACCUUUCACUGCUUGUUGCCGCCGUCACUGCGUUAUAGGUACAAUGGCAUAAGCUCGGGUCAGACGAGAACCCUAGAGGAUA
Rhodofomes roseus is the source of this 1457-nucleotide messenger RNA. Its product is annotated as tetraspanin. The record is from RefSeq and is a predicted model, not a curated record. The transcript is spliced from 6 exons. The coding region runs from base 351 to 1037 and encodes 228 amino acids. Lineage: Eukaryota; Fungi; Basidiomycota; Agaricomycetes; Polyporales; Fomitopsidaceae.